This is a messenger RNA of Nasonia vitripennis (jewel wasp), 2320 nucleotides long. RefSeq lists its product as uncharacterized. NCBI's taxonomy places the organism in Eukaryota, Metazoa, Arthropoda, Insecta, Hymenoptera, Pteromalidae. The transcript is spliced from 4 exons. The coding region runs from base 154 to 501 and encodes 115 amino acids. The record is from RefSeq and is a predicted model, not a curated record.
GACACUCUGCACGAGUAUAGUAUACGUAUUAUACCGGUAUAAUAUACGUACAGUGUGGUAUACUAUCGGCCGUGAGCUGUCAUUGUAGAAGUGCAUCACAGAUUAUUUAUUUAUUAAUCGCUAGCCUUUAGAAUGCAAAAAUAAUACAGCAAAAUGGGUAGAAAAACAUUACACGCUGGUUGGAGUGGAUUUAGCCCAAUUAAGAAUGUAAAUGGCUUAAUUGAUAAAGCCCAAUGUCUGAAAUGCAAACGCAUUUUUGCUAAAAGAGAUUAUAAAUUUUUGACUAGUCAUGCGAAAGUGUGCACAGGUGUUUCACAGAAUAAGGAUAAGGAAAACAAUUCAAACAAUGUUUCUAUGGAAGUUGCUGAUGUUAAUGUUGCACAGGAUGAGCAACGAGAAUUGGAAAAUGCAGUCGGUUCUGUACUUGAUAUUGAUGCAGACGUUUCGAUGAAUUCUUCUCAGUCGUCCAAUGAUGAAGAGAAUCAGACAAAAAAGAAAUGAUGUUGACAAAAGAAACGUUUUGCUUCUAAAAUUCUUUCUAUCGAAUGAAAUAGAUUUUGAAAACGUUUCCUCGGUACAUUGUAAAAAGUUGUUUGAAUCAUUCGAUCCAGAUUAUCACUUACCAUCAAAAGAUGAUUUAAGAAAUAGGAUUACAAAGCUGGCUGAGGGUCAAAGACUUGAAUUUAACCAUUUACAAAAGCUGCUAGAUGUCAUAUCGUUAGUUUCGUUUUGACGUGAGACUUAAAAUGUAUUUAUGUACAUUCUAUGGUAGUUCAGAAUGACCAGGAAAUAGUAGAGUCAUUAGAGAAAUUUUGUAUCGAAUCUGUGAAGGAAGUUUACGAAACGUACAAUAUACACGUAAACUUCCUAAUGUACAAUGGAAAAUAUGUUCUUGCUGAGGUUUUUACCGUGAGGGAAGUGCAGUGUUUUAAGCUACGUUGUUUAUCAGCAAUGAUGGAACAGUUAAGAAAAGUAAAUUUUCAAAUUGACAGCGUAGAAGCUAUUCAGGUAACAAUGGAGUAUUAUAAAAUAAUUGACGAUUUAGAAAAUAACUCUAAUGAGUAGUUCGGAGAAUGCAGUAGAAGAUAUUUUCCAAGUAAUCCUUCAAAAUAAUGCUAUAGUUAAUGUAUUCGUUGAGAAUACUAUUUAUAAGUUUACCAACGGUGCAGCAUUAGCUUCUAAUUUUUUCAAUUAUAAACUGAAUGGGAAAAUGUUUAUGAAUAAUUCCGUCCUAUCAACAAACAUGUCACAGUUUCUAGAAACUGCAUUGCCUAAUGAUGCUUUUGACGGUCUGGCGAGAUACAAAAAUAAGUCUGAUGAAUUUCGACACCUGUUUGAAGCAAAUCAUGAUAAAAUAAGAUUUUGGUCAAUUGUAAAAAUGUACCACAAAUCGUUAAGUGAUUUCGCUUUAAAAUUGCUUUCUAUUCCAGUUUUUAUGCCACAAAUAAAUAUCAAGAAAAUGAUAAAACUGCGAUCAAAACUAUUUGAUGAAGAAAAUAAAUCAACAAAGUUUUUAAUGUUUUUUAUUCUUAUUGAAUAGUUUGGAAAUUAAAUUUGGAAAAAGUACAAUCAGUAUAUUUUACAAUGUGAUUCGUCAUAAGAUUGAUGACGUUUAACUUAGAAAGUUAAUAUCAUAAGUAAAAUAUCUUUUUCCAUUUAAAUAAAACAAAAGUCAAAGUUUAAAAAGUGUAUAAUAACUAUUUUUAUAACAGGGUUAAUCAUCGUUUUGCGUUUUUGUUUCAAUAAAUUUUCUUCAUAAUGUAAUAUUGCAUGCGCCAAAGAAAACAUCUUUAAGAGGUGUUUUAUAUAAAAGAGAUAUAAUAUAUACUUUUGUAAGUGACAGUUUUAUAAAACAUUAGAUUAUCGCAAUUAUUUAUUUUCAAUUAAAUCAUAACAUGAUUUCAUAAUAAUUUUGCAUUCAAAAAUACUCGUAUCACUAUUUUUACGGUGAUAAUCGUAAGAUAAGAAACAUAGAUUAAAAAAUAUUGUAAUAGAUUCUGUAUUCAUAGAAAUAAUUAUUUUUCAUGCACAAUAACAAAAGUUCCUAUCAUUAAAUAUAGAUUGUAAAAGUUAGCAGCUGAUUCAAAUACAAUGUUUGUGAUAGUAGCUACUCAGGUAUUUAAAUGUAAUUGUAUUGCAUCUUUUAAAAAGACAAUUCGUAUGUUCCUAUUAAAAAGUUAGUAGCUGAUUUAAAUGCAAUGUUUGUGAUAAUAGCUAUUUACAUAAUAGGUAUUUACAUACAGUUGUAUUGCAUCAUUUAAGAAGACAAUUUGUAUGUUCUUUUAAAGAGAAUUAAAAUAAAGAGCCUAUAAAAUUAUUA